GCAGGACCCUUUAAGUUCAUAAUGGCGGCGCCCGAUAGAGCAUUAAACUGUGAGGACUUUGCAAUGUUCCAGGAAGUAUUAAAAGUGAUGCGCACCAUUGAUGACAGAAUUGUCCAUGCCCUUAAUACCACUGUGCCCACUGUAUCCUUCUCUGGCAAAGUGGAUGCCACACAGACCUGCAAAGAGCUUUACGAGUCCCUCAUGGAGGCUCAUCUGUCUAGAGAUAAGGCAAUAAAGGCAUGUAUUACAGAGACCUCAACUGUCGUCGGACAGUUACGUGAAGAGAGGGCAAAGGAUAGCGACAACUUGUCAAUUAUCAAGCAACUCAGGAAAGAGCAAACUAAGUUAAAACUCAUGCAGUCAGAGCUAAAUGUUGAAGAAGUGGUCAAUGACCGUAGUCUGAAGGUAUUCAAUGAAAGGUGCCGAAUUCACUACACCCCUCCCAAGAUCAAGUGAAUGGUAGUUCUGUUCUGUCAAGAGUCAAAAGUUCACAGUUGUUCCGAGGACGACACCUGGAGCUGUGCUGGGACAUUGACCUCCCCAAGCGUCACUGUCGCUCGCCCCACUAAACCAACCCCCUCCAGUCUCCUCUGUGGCUUUGUGUUUCUACAGUGAAGGAACAUUACUGUUAUCCAAGUCCUGUAUACCUUUUCAUAAAAAUAUUGUACAAAACGGAUUUUAUAAACAUCAAAAUGUUUUCCAUUAGCUGAAAAAUUGUCUAUUGUUUGUUUGUUUGUAAGUUUAGUUAGUAGUGAAUUUUCACUUGAAGAGGAGUGGAAUGUGUGCAUUGACAAAUCUAAGAAGAUGGGUAACAAUGAGAUUGUUAUUCUGUUAUGAUAUACCAACACCCACCUGUGCCAAAGUGUAAUGCACAUCUGUUCAUAAACCCCAACUGACAGUACUGCACUUUUAUGACUUGGAUAGCAAGACUAAACACAAGCAUGAUGCCAACAUAGAAAAUGUUCACAUGAACAGUUUUAUCCAUGCAUUGUACGUAAAUAUUGUGUACAGUACAGGCGAUUAUUUACGUAU
Molecule: messenger RNA, 1032 nt
Organism: Myxocyprinus asiaticus (Chinese sucker)
Lineage: Eukaryota; Metazoa; Chordata; Actinopteri; Cypriniformes; Catostomidae
Gene: mix23
Product: mitochondrial matrix import factor 23
Exons: 5
Coding region: 22-456 (144 amino acids)
Cellular component (GO): mitochondrial intermembrane space; mitochondrion
Source: RefSeq, a predicted model, not a curated record